Racocetra persica is the source of this 1569-nucleotide messenger RNA. The record is from the annotation of a GenBank genome assembly. Lineage: Eukaryota; Fungi; Glomeromycota; Glomeromycetes; Diversisporales; Gigasporaceae.
ACGGAUAAUGCAACUGCAUGGCUUCGAAUGGGUGCAUGUCAUCGUGAAUUAGGAAAUUUGCAAAGUGCUGUAGAAUUUUAUAAAGCGGCGGUGGAAGAAUUACCUGAUGAUUUGGAUGCUAAAAUGGCUCUUGCUGAAGUAUACGAAGGAUUAGGUGAAAAUGAAAGGGCACUUGAAAUGGUUAAUUUAGUUCUCGAGCAUCGUAAAUCUAAAAGAGCGACGGAUGAAACAAUAAAAUCACAACAGACAUCAACUGCGCAAAAUAGCCCUCCUGCUCUUGACAUCUAUGAUGUUCCCUCAACAUUUCCGCCAAGCGUUGAUUCAUCUCUAAUUCAUGAAUUGGAAGAAACGAAAGCUAACGCUUUCCAAAGAACACAGGAAGAACAUAAAAGACAACAAGCUGAAAAGAAAAGGAGACAAAAAUUCAAUUUCAUAGGCUUGAAUUAUUAUAUACUCAUGAUUCCAUAUAAAGGCUUUGAUCGUCGUAGAUGUUGGAGGAAACAAAUGGCAUUGAGGGCGGAAGCUGCUGAUGAUGAUGAUGCAGAUCUUGAAGAACAAGCAACCACAAUGGCUAAGCGAUUACAAUGGCAAAUUGAUGGUGAAAUUGGUGAAUUGGAAGCCGAAAUACAUAAAAAAAUGACAGAGUUCCAGGGUCUAACAUUUGCGCAAUGGUUCGACUUUUCCAUAAGGUAUAUUUUUAUUGCCACUACAUACGGUUAUGAACAAGAAGCUUUUGAUGUUCUCCGAACAGUUUCUAGAGCCAAUGUUUUCUAUCAUAAUAGUAAAUAUAAAACUGGGUUUAAGCUAUUAUUGCUAGCUUGGGGGCUUUACACUCGCAACUUUUUAGUUGUAUGUGAAAGCACAAGAUGGUUAUGCAAUUUAAAGCCAUUUGAUAACAGAGUUUAUAGAUUAUAUGGAGCAGGCAUGGCUAGUGGCUCAAAUGCUUUAUCAUGUUUUGCAUCAGCAAAUUCGCAGAAAUAUUUUUUACGUCAAGUUAAAUCAAUGGAUAAUGUCAGUGCUUCUGGAGACAAAAAAGCAAAUGCUCCGGAAAAACCUAACGAUGCUUUAUUAGCUCUUUACGGUCAUAUAUUAGCAAGUGCCAGGAGUUAUAUUGGUGCUAUUGGUUAUUAUGCACGUGCUUAUGCUGAAAACCCAAAAGACCCCGUAAUUAGUUUAUCUAUCGGACUUGCGUACUUGCAUCGGGCGAUGCAGAGACAAACCGAUAAUAGGCAUCUGCAGAUUAUGCAGGGCUUUACAUUCUUGUAUAAUUAUUAUGAGUUGAAAGCUCGUAACCAAGAAGCAGAAUAUAAUCUUGGAAGGGCAUUUCAUCAAUUAGGCUUAACGCAUUUAGCAGUGCCUCAUUAUAAAAAAGCACUUGAACUGCCAUCUUUACAAAAAGUUCUUAUAGAACAGGAAAAGGGGAAUAAUCAUAUAAGCAAAAUUAUUGAUGAUGAAGAUGAUCCAACAGACUUGAAAAAAGAAGCUGCAUACAAUUUAUCUCUUAUCUGCAUUGAAAGCGGUUCCGUUGGAUUAGCUGCUAAUCUUCUGAAAAAGUACUGUACUAUAUGA